AUGGAUGAAAAGAAACAGUUCAUGUGUGACGAGACUGGCGAUGAGGCCCAGUUGUCUCCUCGCAAGACUCCGUCUCCUGCAAAGAAAGCCGUUGUUGCUUGUUUCGCCCUGUGGCUCGUGACACUAACCUUUGGUGUCCGUCCUAUGAAGUCAUGCUAUCAUCGAAUGAGAAAGCCAUGGGGCGUGCCCCUUACCGUCGAGGAGAGGGCUCAAAAUAUUCUUUCUCAUACUCCAUUGAUAGAUGGCCACAAUGACCUCCCUAUUCUCGUCCGAGGAUUCUUCAACAACCACAUCUACGAGAAGAACUUCACUGAGCCCUUUGAGAACGGUGGUCUUGUUGGCCACGUUGAUCUGCCCAGGCUUCGCAAGGGUCAGAACGGCGGCGUCCAGUGGACUCUUGACCAAAUCGAUCUCAUGACCCGCAUCAAGGACUCCUAUCCCAAGGACUUCUCCUCAAGCGCGAACAGCGGCGCCGCUUUGAAGGCAUGGGAGAAGGGCCAGCUCAUCUCCCCUCUGGGCGUCGAGGGUCUGCAUCAAAUCGGCAACUCUGUCGCCAAUCUCCGACGCUACCAUGCCCUGGGUGUCCGCUACUCGACCCUCACCCACAACUGCCACAACAAGUUCGCCGACGCCGCGCUGCUCGAAAGCCCUCUGCGCAAGGCAGAGCCUCUGUGGCACGGGUUGAGCCCUGCCGGUCGCCGUCUCAUUCACGAGAUGAACCGUGUCGGGUUGAUUGUCGACCUCUCCCAUACAAGCGCCGAGACACAGAUUGAUGUCCUCGGGGGCAAGGACUGGGAAGGCAGUAAGGCGCCUGUUAUCUACAGCCACAGCUCCGCAUUCAGCGUCUGCCCGCACCCCCGCAACGUAAAGGAUGACGUUCUGAAGCUCGUCAAGGAGCGCAACGCGGUUGUCAUGGUCAACUUUGCGCCUGACUUCAUCUCCUGCGUCGACUCCGGCAACGAGAACGGUCUGCCCACCUACGUCCCCGCCAACGCCACGCUUGGCCAGGUCGUCAGGCAUGUCCUGCAUAUUGGCAAACUUAUCGGUUUCGACCACGUCGGUUUCGGCUCCGACUUUGACGGGAUUGCGUCUGUGCCCAAGGGUCUGGAGGACGUGUCCAAGUACCCAGGCCUUGUUGCCGAGCUGCUGAGGCAGGGUUUGAGUGACGAGGACGCGGCAAAGGUCGUUGGCGGAAAUAUUCUUCGCGUCUGGAAGGAGGUUGAGGCGGUUGCCGAGAAGCUGCAAAAGGAUGGCCAGCCUGUCCUUGAGGAUGAUAUCGCAAGCCCGAAGUGGUAG
Colletotrichum abscissum is the source of this 1296-nucleotide messenger RNA. RefSeq names its product membrane dipeptidase. Lineage: Eukaryota; Fungi; Ascomycota; Sordariomycetes; Glomerellales; Glomerellaceae. Gene Ontology annotation, biological process: proteolysis. The record is from RefSeq and is a predicted model, not a curated record. Gene Ontology annotation, molecular function: metallodipeptidase activity. The transcript has 4 exons. Bases 1 to 1296 code for a protein of 431 amino acids.